GCAUAAUAAAGCCCAUCCCAAGGGGGACUGACUAGGAGGGAGGAGUGUCCAGCCAGCCAGAGUCCACAGAAGCAGAGCUUUGUCCCUCACCCUUCCAGGAGAACAAGGGAGGCCAGCCCAGCCAAACCAUGCCCAGGGCAGUGACAGGAACAGGACCCAAGAGCUUGAAGGAGUCAGACAGCUCGGAAGAGGAAAUGGAAGGUGUUUUCUGGGACACCAGGAGGGAUUUGGGGCAGCUGAAGGAAAGUGGUCCCUCCCAACACUCCAGUGACAUUGAAGGGCUCCGACUGGGAAAGACCAGCCGGCCGGUGAGAUCAAAGGCUAGGAGGAUUGCUGCCAAUGUUCGAGAGCGCAAGAGGAUCUUAGACUAUAACCAGGCCUUCAAUGCUCUCCGGCUGGCCCUCAAGCAUGACCUCAGUGGCAAGAGGCUGUCCAAGAUUGCCACCCUCAGGAGGGCCAUCCACCGAAUCACCUCCCUGUCCAUGUUCCUGCGUUCUGGCCCCACUGCUCGGUGGCCCUGCAGCCACCAGGAAUGUCGUACCCAUUAUGGCAGAGUCCAAGAGGAGGAAAUUGGCUGGGACAGUCACCCACAGUCCUUCCAGAUGUCCAUGGACUACAGCUAUGGAGAAGCUGUUCUUCCCUUCCAACCGCCCCCUCCUUCUCCUCUCUACUUGAAAUACUCUCCCGAGACUCAGUUUCCCUCCCAAGUGGAAAGUCAGAAGGAGGAUACCAUCCCCUCCAAUCCUGUCUACCACACCAGUGGGAGCCAUCUUCUUGGGGAACAACCCCCUUGCUAUCCAAAGUACGUGGACAACUUCCGAGCUCCCUCUCCAAGAACUAUUCCCUGGCAGCUUGGGUACCUGCGAGGACCAGGGCGGGGUUGCCAGCAGUCUUUGCCCAUGCACUGAAUCGGAUUGCUCGCUCUUUCUUGGAACACAGAGGAAAGGUUUCUGAGCUGCUCAAGUUGGAAUGGAGCCAACAAGUGCUGGAGAAGGCUCUACCUGCUCUGGGGACAUCGCCAAAGAUGUAACAAGAUGGUAGUGGGAGGGAAAGAGAAGCUACAACCCCUGGGGGGGGGGUGAGUCCUUCUUGGGGGUGAUAGAGGGGGCUGGGAGCAGGCAUGGUGACUGUGAUCAAGACUCAGGGAUGGAGCUGGAGGUCUUCUUGUCCAGGAGGCUGCCCUCCCGAGUCUUCAGGACUGCCAGUAAGCAGGGCUGUGUCUUGAGUGCUUCUUAGAUGUUCAGACUCUUUUAAGCCUUAUUGCAAAUCUGGUGUUUUUAUUUCUGG
Messenger RNA from Monodelphis domestica (gray short-tailed opossum), 1287 nucleotides. RefSeq names its product basic helix-loop-helix family member a9 (gene BHLHA9). The record is from RefSeq and is a predicted model, not a curated record. Gene Ontology annotation, biological process: sensory organ development; axon development; positive regulation of transcription by RNA polymerase II. Gene Ontology annotation, molecular function: E-box binding; DNA-binding transcription factor activity, RNA polymerase II-specific; protein dimerization activity. NCBI's taxonomy places the organism in Eukaryota, Metazoa, Chordata, Mammalia, Didelphimorphia, Didelphidae. Gene Ontology annotation, cellular component: nucleus.